Messenger RNA from Mya arenaria, 2984 nucleotides. Its product is annotated as arginine/serine-rich protein PNISR-like. Gene Ontology annotation, molecular function: RNA binding. NCBI's taxonomy places the organism in Eukaryota, Metazoa, Mollusca, Bivalvia, Myida, Myidae. The record is from RefSeq and is a predicted model, not a curated record. The transcript has 13 exons. Gene Ontology annotation, cellular component: nuclear speck; presynaptic active zone. Bases 118 to 2673 code for a protein of 851 amino acids.
GGGAUGGUCAUAAUUGAAAUUAACAUACCCCAAUUGUAAAAUAUCUCGUUGAAAGAAGUUCGCGCUCGUCUAUAUAGACUAGCAACAUUAACAGAGUUUGCAGUGGAGUCUGCAAGAAUGUGGACAAACCAGUGGCAGGCUGGAGGAUGGCCAAUGCAGCAAGCUCAUUUUCAAGGAAUGGCUGUUGACCAGGUUGACUGGGCGUCACUUGCAAAACAGUGGAUAGCCCAGAAGGAAGCUGUCACUACACUGCAGGGAGAGGCAGCUCCUGCACCUGCACCUGUGCCAGGACCACCACCUCCACCACCCCUGCAAAAUGAGGGUGACAGCAUGGACAUUGUGGAUGAAAAUGAACAGAAAAAUAAUCAUGCAGGCAUGUAUGGAGGAGAGGGUUGGGGAGACUGGAACAACUCCGUGCAAGGUAAUCACUGGAACCAGGGCUGGGGAGUGCCCCCAGGAGCACCAGGAGGGAACAAGGUGGAGCCCCAGGGCUAUGACUACAAUCAUGGCAGCUUCCAGCAGUUUGACUACAACCAUGGGGGCGAAUAUCAGCAAUUUGAGGGAAAGGAGAAAGGCUGGUCCAGUGGUCCGCCCCCCUACAUGCCAGAGGGUGGGGAGUUCCACCGACCCCACCAUCCACACCAUCACAACAGAAACAUGCCAGAAGAGGUUGACAGUGUGGUUCUUGAUGCUGCAAGGCGAAAAACAUUGCCAGCCUGGAUCAGAGAAGGACUGGAGAAAGUGGAGAGGGAAAAACAAAAGAAAGUUGAAAAAGAGAAGAGGGCUCAGGAGGCUGAAGCUGCACGUCUUGCAAAGGAAAAGGCGGAGCAAGAGGCCGAGGAGGAGUUGCGACGUGAACGAGAGGGCUACCAGGCUGGGCCCCGUGUACCUCGUAAGAGCAAGUUUGAUUCAGAAGAUGAGGAUGCCGGGUCUGACAGGGAAAAUUCAGUGUCCCCAGCCCCCCGUGGAAGGUCAGGCACAGAGUCGCCUAAACACAAAUCCUCAGAUAGGAGAACUCCGUCACCCGUGAAGACUGAGGAAGAAAAACAGGCAGAGCUGAUGAUGAGAGUUCGUCGGAUGUUGACAGAGGUGUUACUGGAGGUUACUGGCUCUGAGGUGCGCUCCAUUGCCCGCCAUGUCUACAACAAGGCCCGGGCACAGGCCUCCAAAGCUCCUGCACGACAGCUAGCCAAGUCUUCCGCUUUGGCAUCUCUCACCGGACUUGGUCUGGGUUAUGGAAGUAGCGACAGUGAGGAUAACGAUGACGACAAUGACAAAGACCAAGGUGCUGCCGAGGAAAGUGACGGGGAGGAGUCCUCGUCCGGGGAUGAGGAUUAUGUGGAGCGUGUGCGAAGGAAACGGGACGCGUUUGAUCGUACGCAGAAACACCGGCUGGAGGAUAUCGAAAGGGAAGAGGCAGAGAUGCUCAAUCGCAAAAAACAAGAAAUCCAGGAUAUGAAGAAUAUGCCAGCUUUUCUCAAGGAGCCUCUGUCAGAAUCUCACAGCAAAUACCCAUUUAAACAAACUAAACAUAGUGAAAUACCAGGACUUGAUAAUACCAGUGAAACCGAUGAACAUGACGCUGAAAAUCAUAAAUCUAGUAGAGAAAGGAGGGAGAGUGGUCAUGCUCAUAGAACUGACAGUAGAUUUGAGAACUCGAGACAUGAGAGUUCGAAACAGGAAUCUAAAAGAGAGAAAGACACAAAAACUGGGAAAGAGAGAGCAAAAUUGAAGAAAGAAAUGUCUAGUAGUUCAAGUAGCUCUAACAGUUCAUCCUCUGACUCGGAUAGUUCCAGUUCAGAUUCUAGCUCGAGUUCAUCUAGUGAGGAUGAACAUUUUCAGAAAAAGAAAAGCUCUACAUCUAGUAAGAAAGGUAGUGGUUCAGGUAGUAGUAAACGUAAAAGUGGCAAGGACGAUGAUAGGAAUGACAGAAGUGUUAAGCGUAGUGACUCAAAUAAGUCUACUACAAAGGAGAAAGAACGGGAGAGAGAGAAAGGUGUGGUGAAGUCGCGGAGGGAGAGUGAGAGAGAAAGGGAAAGACGGAGCGAUAGACACCGUAGCAGAAGUGGUUCAAGGGAUAGGUCAGGGCGGCAGGAACGUGAUAGGAGUAGGUCAGGAGAGAGGAGUAGGCGAGAUCGGGAUAGGUCGAGUGAAAGGGCAAGUAAAAGAGAGCGAGAAAGAAGUAAGUCAGGAGAGAGGUCUAGAAGAAGAGUUGAGAGAAGUAGAUCCCAUGAAUAUGAGAGGCAUAGACAGGACUCGCGUGAUGGUAGAGAUCGGGAGAGAGAGGAGGGGAGAUCAAGGAGAGAGAAGGGUAGGGAUAGGUCUGCUAGGGAUGACUCAUUUGAUAGGGAUGAGGUUCACAAAAAAUCCAAAAAGUCAAGGAGGGAUGACCAUGAAAAUGGUGAUUCUUCAAGGUCAAAAUCCAAGAAGCAUCGAAGAUCCCGGUCUGAUUCCUCCGAGAGGGACAGCUACAGUCGUAGUAAGCAUAAGAAGUCCAGCCGGGACGUGAGUGCGGCACGUGACUCGAGUAAGCGGAGCAAGCGUGACAGAGAUGAGUAUGAGUCAGCUGAUAGAAGCGGUAAGAAGUCGAGUCACAAACGCAGAUCCAGGUCAAGGUGGGCAACCUAUUUUGAUUUAUCUUCAAUUUUGAGCACCCUUCAUUUACGCCUAUAGAUGCCUAUAUUCUGAUACAUCAUAUUGUUGAAUGUCUUACAGUAAGGCAUUUCUUUUGCUAUGCUGUUCCUUAGUUUUAGCAUUUAGGAAACUGUUUUGUGAAAACCCUCUUAAUGGUGCUGUAUACUUUCAGGUGAUGAACACCUUGGAAUGACAUGAUGUACGACCACCUACAGAACUUGUUUGUAAUUUGUUCCUGUGUAUUUUGUAAAUUAUGUGCUCAUUUUAUGCAAACUAUUUUCGAUGUUUUUUGUUUUUUCCUCAUUUCUCUGUAAAUUAUUUAAGAUUGAUAAAGGUGAAAUAAACUGUUA